Pelagomonas calceolata is the source of this 3810-nucleotide messenger RNA. NCBI's taxonomy places the organism in Eukaryota, Pelagophyceae, Pelagomonadales, Pelagomonadaceae. The record is from the annotation of a GenBank genome assembly.
CUGUUGAUCAACAAACGCCCUGCCCAGCGCGCCUACGCGUAAGUAGGGACGUUGAGCAGCGCGGUACUGCACCACACUGUUCGUCUGCACGCCGCCCGGUGGCCCCUGGGAGCCGUGAGGACCCGCAACAGGCAGCCUUGACCACAGCGCGUUCUCGACCGCAGAGCUCGUCGUCCCAGAAAACCAAGCAACGCCAUGUCGAGCGUCAACCCCAACGCCGGCAGCGUCUUCGGCCCGGCCAUGGCCGACGUCUGGGGCGUCACUACCAAAAAGCGGAAACGCAAGCAAGCGCAACGGGACGAACGUAUUCAAUCGGACUACGAAGCUCGACACGGCGCUCCGAGAACGAAUGCGAAAUCGUUGCAUCCGGAAGUCGCCGCCGUCGCCGGUGAGGCGCAUGGUGCGCUGAUCGUCGGGAACAGAGAUAGAGCGAUCCAGCUCUUCGGGGAGGUCGUGCGGCGGGCGCCGGACCACCCCGACGCCUAUGCUACCUUAUCAGAAGUGUUUGAGGCUCGUUCAGAUGAAGGUGACCUCGAGAAGGCUCUGCAGUUAGCGCUAGUCGCGGCCCACUUGCAGACCGAAGAUCCAGAAGGCUGGCGGCGCGUCGCGAUCUUAGCCUUGGAUUCGAAUGAUGAUUCUACAGCAAAAGACGCGUUGGAUCGAGUCCUGCGCAUGGAUCCUUCGGAUUGCGCCGCAUUAGGUGAUCUGGCGCAACUCUUAGGGAGGAUGGGCAAGCAUGCCGAAGCUGCGGACCGGUGCGACUCCUUUUUAUCUCAGAGAGAUGAUGUGACGCCGGAAGUCACUUCAUUAUACUUAGUACUGGCGGAGCACUGUAGUCAGAGCGAGCGCUACGACGAGGCCAAAAAAGCCCUCAAAAGAGCUCUGGACGAUGCGCAAAGAUUGGUGUCGAACGGCGACGUCGAUGCGCGAGAGACGAAGGAGCGGGCCGCCGUCGAGUUGGCACGACUGAAACUGCGAGAAAAUGAUAUUGACGGGGCUCGUCAACUACUAGGUGAAGCGUCGGCGAAUGAACCUUUGGAUGUCUCGGUGUUAAGGGGUUGUUGCGACCGCGACGCGUCGAAAUGGGCUCCGUUGAUCCCGCAUUUACGACGCGUUUCCACGGAGAUCGGCGCGGGCAACGAGGCGUCGUGUCGGGCCCACGAGCGCUUAGCAGUUUUGGUGGAGUGCUGCUCAUCAUGCGCGGGCGACGACCAAGAAGAUGUUGUUAGAGCCUUGUUAGACGGGGCCGCGAGGUGCGCCGCGGCGCGCGGCUCUCUGAAGAGACCGGACGCGGCGCUGUGGCGCCGCAAGGAGUCCGACGCCCACGCGUCGUUGUCGAACCGCUUUUUGCAGCGCGGUUCCUUGUAUGCGGCGUCCCAACGCGCCGAACGCGCUUUGAAAGCCGACGCGACGCAUGUCCCGGCGUUGCGGGCCUUCGUCGAGUGUAUUAACAGAGGCGCGUCGGUCCGUCUGGAGGCCGUGGCGCAGCCCUUUGCGCGUUUAGCAAGAAGUACGAAAACCGCAUCCAAUGAGUUGGAGGCGUGGGUGGCCUACGCUGCCGCGCUCGAGGCCGCGCUCGAGGUCGCUUCCGGAAACGCGACGUUGUUGGCGAUCGCGUCAGCUAGAGUGGCCACGAAGUUGCGAAGGGUGGCUACACAACAACCUUUGGCCAUCGCCGCCAUGACCGUCGCGUGCGGCGAGGACCCCUUACUGGCGUUGAGCGCGGCACUCGCAAAAUGCGGCCGGGACGCCGCCGACGUGUUUCGGAGGGUUGAGAGGUUGUGCAAGACCGACGAGGAAGCUUCUAUUGCGGGUACUUUGAAACAGUGCGGUAAUGCUUUAGAUUGCACCGACACGGCGGAUCGCGUCGUGAGGGCGAUGGCCUUCGUAGAAAAGUUAGGGUUUGUUUUAUUUGAGGGCGACGAACUUGCUUCCUUAGUGAGUGCGCGCUCUAUGAACAUAGAGGACGGUAUGAACAUGGACCUCGCGCGCGUGACGUUACAAACAGGCAAGGCGCCGCGCGACGCGGCCACCGUUGAGACUUUACGGCAAGCUCUGAUAAAAGCGGAGGAGCUGGACAUGACAUCAAGCGUGGAGUGCGUCGACGACGCCCUGUCCGACCUUUGUAGACGAGUGCAAUCGCCGCCGAUUACCUCCCUGGUCCAGUCGCGCCAGCGCUGCCAGCCGCGGAAGAGUACAACGCCCAUGGAGGAGUCGUCGUCGUCGGACAGUGAUCAAGAACCUGUUCAAAAGCGCCCUCCGUGCAUGAAGACCUGCCCCGGGUGUUCCACAAAACUCCACAACUGCGUCAAGACCUGCAACACCUGCGGCACGACGUUCGGGAGCAAGCCCCAACGACCGGUGGAAUCAUCUGAUGACGACAUGCCGCCGCCGCGCCAGGAGGACUCGUCGUCGUCUUCCGAGGGCGAGGCCUGCGUGCCGCGAAGCCGCGUCUACUUCGAAAGUUCCUCAUCAUCAUCCUCGUCCGAGGAAGAAAUUAUCAUACGGCCGUCGCGCUUCGGGCGCCAGCGCCAGAAGACGCAGCGCCUCUCGGACAUGAUGGGCGGCCGGGGCAAGAGCUACGACGAACCACGGGACAUGGCGGGGCGCCGGCUGCCGUCGUCGUCGGAGGACGAGUCGUCGUCAGAUGAUGAUAGUGAGCCGCGGCGGAAGCGAUACGUGGAGAAGCCCCACCAUCGCGCCGGGAAAGCACCUUCCAAGGUCUGCCCGAAGUGCCAGACGCGCAUGCACUCGUGCAAGAAGAAGUGCCCGACGUGCGGCGAGUGCUUUGGCACCGCAAAGGCCGGCGGCGCCCACGCCGAGCGCUGGAAGCACAUCCAGUCGCACGCUUCCGGGAACACCGAGGCCGACGUCAUGAUCUUGAGAGUGGAGGAGCUGCGCGAGCGGUUGGAAUCGCGGGGGCUGUCGUCCGAGGGCCUGAAGAAGGAGCUGCAGGCGCGGCUGCUCGCCGAGUACCGGAAGCCGCCGGGAGAUCCGGCGGCCGACGCGGCGGCGGCCGCGGCCGCGGCCGACGCGCGGCGCGCGGCGCCCGCGCCCGCCGCCGGAAGGAAGAAGCCCGCGGCCGGCGGCCCUCGGAAGAAACAAACACCGGCGCCGGCGCCGGUCAGCGGCCGGAAGAAGCAGACGAUCGCGCCGCGGAAGGCGCCCAAGAAGAAGAAGGACGGCGACGGCGCCGCCUGCGCGCCGCGGCGGGCGGCGAAGCCCCUGGUCGGCGGCGAGGACGCGCGGUCGCUCAUCGAGCGCGCGGCGCCGAUCUCCGUGCGGCAGGACAACCCGAAGAAGGGCGCCUCGGCGCUGCGGUAUGCCAAGUACAUGGCCGCGACCACCGCCAAGGAGUAUAUUGACCUCGGUGGUUCUAGGGCGGACCUGAAGCACGACAUCAACAAGGGCUUCGUGAAGGUGCUCGCGCCGGCCGCGCCCGCGCCCGCUGUUGUCGUGAUGCCUCCGCCGGCUCCGGCGGCGGCGGUCCCGCCCGCGGCCGGCUCCGACGACGGCGCCGUCGCCGCGCCCGCACCGGCGCCGCCGGUCGCCGCGCCCGCGCCGGCCGCCGCGGCGGCGCCCGCCGACCCGCGGCUCCGGGUCGGCCGCGCGGUGCGAAAGAAGUUCACGGGCAGCGGCUGGUUCGACGGCUCAGUGACGUCCAUCGCCGACGGGAGCUUCGAGGUGCGCUGGUCCGACGGCGACGAAGUCUCGUACCCCUUCAAGGCGGCGACGAAAAUGCUCGACGCCGCCGAGGGCACGGCUGUCGCGCCCGUUGCCGCCGCCGUGGCCGCGCCGGUCGUCGAGUAG